This is a messenger RNA of Syngnathus acus (greater pipefish), 545 nucleotides long. RefSeq names its product macrophage mannose receptor 1-like. Lineage: Eukaryota; Metazoa; Chordata; Actinopteri; Syngnathiformes; Syngnathidae. The record is from RefSeq and is a predicted model, not a curated record. The coding region runs from base 201 to 545 and encodes 114 amino acids. The transcript is spliced from 5 exons.
AUGACACCACGAGGGACUGCGCAUUCCCAAAUUCUGUUGGGAAGAUCGGCGGCAGCCCCUGCACAACGAAGCGGCCAUUUGUCUGCAAAACAGCCAAGCGUGGAGGGCCUCGACAGCUGCCACCAUUAGUCAGCCAACAGGGCUGGACUGACAAAUGCGGCUGGUGGCUGGACGACCCCUCGGACGACUUCUGCUACCUGAUGAUCCGCCAGCCCACCAAGACCUGGCAGGAGGCGCAAGCCGACUGCAAAGGCCGCCAAGGGAACCUGCUCAGCAUCGCCGACUCGGACGAGCAGGGCUUCGUACGCGGUAUCGCCAAGCUUCUGGCGAUGAAUGAUGACGCCUCCCUGUGGUUGGGCGCCGACGCCUCCAUCAAGCGUGACGGCGACAAGUGGACUGACGGAUCCCCCUUCUCUUACCUCCGCUCGAGUGCAGGUGUCCCUGAAGGGGGGAAAUGUCUUUUCAUGCUCACUGGCAGCGGCGACUGGAAGCGCGACACGUGCGACAACAAGAGAGGCUACGUCUGCAAGAAAAGAAGUAAGUGA